GAUCCAGACAAGCCCUGGGUUAGGAGAAAGAGAGACUGGUCCUAAAAUAGUGUAAGAGAGCCGCACAAUUUCUGACAGUCAGUGCAGUCGUCCCCAAGAGUCCCAUUUUUUUUUUACCUGUGCAUGCGUGAUUAGUCCUGAGCUCGUCCUGGUAGAUCCGUGGGAUCUUCAGAGAAACAUGGUGCGUCGCAUGAAGAGUCCGAUCCCCUCGCAUGUACACAACGCAGCGGUGGCGACUGGCGAGUGCCGACCUCGACCGAUUCUUCUUCGAAAUCCUCCACUAGAGGAUCGCAGCUUCUCUUUUGAGCGAACAAUAAAGCACCAGCUGCUCUCACGCUUCCGCGUUUAGCCAGGCCGGCCCCGGCCACGAGCCCACGACAAUGAAGCCGCCCGCGUCGUCCACCGCCACCUCCUACCUCCUCCUGGCCCCGCUCGCGAUCCUCCUGCUCGUCUUCGUGCUACCGUCGCUCCGCCCUUGGUCCCGCGUAGGCUCCGACUCCGACGGCCUCGGCAUCCUCUGCGCCCGCCGCACCGGCGGCUUCGUCGACGUCGCCGCCGACGCGCCGGCGCCGCCACCGGGCCAGACGACACGGGCGGCGGAGUUCAGCCUACUGGUGGGCGUGCUGACCGUGCCGGGCCGGCGGGAGCGGCGCGACAUCGUGCGCACGGCGUACGCGCUGCAGCCGGCCGCGGAGGGCGCGCGCGUGGACGUGCGCUUCGUGUUCUGCCGCGUGACGGACCCCGUGGACGCGGCGCUGCUGGCGGUGGAGGCGAGGCGGCACGGGGACGUCCUGGUGCUGGACGGCUGCGCCGAGAACAUGAACGACGGCAAGACGUACGCGUACCUGUCGUCGGUGCCGCGCCUCUUCGCGGCGGAGCCGUACGACUACGUGAUGAAGGCCGACGACGACACGUACCUGCGCGUGGCGGCGCUGGCGGGCGAGCUGCGGGGCAAGCCCCGCCACGACGUGUACCUGGGCUACGGCUACGCCAUGGGCGGGCAGCCGAUGCCGUUCAUGCACGGCAUGGGGUACGUGGUGUCGUGGGACGUGGCGGCCUGGGUGGCCGGCGCGCGGGAGAUCCUGGAGCGCAACGACACCCUGGGCCCCGAGGACCUCAUGGUCGGCAAGUGGCUCAACCUCGCCGGCAGGGGCAGGAACCGCUACGACCUCAAGCCCCGGAUGUACGACCUCAGCUGGGACAUGGACAACUUCAGGCCCGACACCGUCGCCGUGCACACGCUCAAGACGAACCGCCGGUGGGCGGCGGCGUUCAGGUACUUCAACGUCGUCACUGCGGGGAUCACGCCGUCGUCCGAACUGUACCACCUGCCGUGAUCGUCUCAUCGAUCGACCAACACUUUUUUUUUUUGUAAUUGUCUGCGACCCUUGCCAAUUGUAUAACAAUUAUCUGGCAAUACAUGAAUGGAUCGUGGAACAGUGGUGGGGGAGCAUUUGAGUCA
This is a messenger RNA of Zea mays, 1462 nucleotides long. RefSeq names its product Galactosyltransferase family protein. Gene Ontology annotation, molecular function: hexosyltransferase activity. The record is from RefSeq and is a predicted model, not a curated record. Gene Ontology annotation, cellular component: membrane. The transcript is spliced from 2 exons. NCBI's taxonomy places the organism in Eukaryota, Viridiplantae, Streptophyta, Magnoliopsida, Poales, Poaceae. The coding region runs from base 381 to 1337 and encodes 318 amino acids.